Messenger RNA from Phlebotomus papatasi, 1885 nucleotides. Its product is annotated as proton-coupled folate transporter-like. The record is from RefSeq and is a predicted model, not a curated record. NCBI's taxonomy places the organism in Eukaryota, Metazoa, Arthropoda, Insecta, Diptera, Psychodidae. The transcript has 6 exons. Gene Ontology annotation, molecular function: transmembrane transporter activity. Gene Ontology annotation, biological process: transmembrane transport. Gene Ontology annotation, cellular component: membrane. Bases 249 to 1745 code for a protein of 498 amino acids.
UUUUUAUAUCAGUGAAUCAGCUGUUUUUGCGUUGCCAAAACAAACGCGCGCUAUCACCUCGUAGAAAAAUGCUCAUUAUCUUGAUAAAUAAAAAACUCCCCUGUGCUUUUUCUUUAGUCAUUUACCAAUAAACCGUAUAGGGUUUGCCUCAGUGAAGUGAUCCAAUCAUCCUGCAGUUGUGAUCAAUGUGAGUCAAGACGAGAUCCAUCAACACGAAAGCACCAUAGCUGCCAGAGAUUGAGAACCCAAUGGGACCCCAGAAUCAACAAAAUGGUCACGAACCUGAAGAUUUGGCGUCUUCAGAGACACAACUGCUGACCACAGUACUGCCAGAGCAGGAGGCAAAUGCCAGUAUUGAAAUUCCCAGAAGAAAACCCCUUUUCACAGUUGAGCCAGCAGUUUUUCUGAUAUUCUUUGCCUGGAGUCUUACUGGUCCUGUUUUUACCAAUCUGAUAGUCUAUCAGACUUGUACAAAUCUUCUAGGGUUCAAUGAGAGUGACUGUGCUCAACUGGGAACGGCGGAUGAGAGUGAAUAUAUUCAGAAUCUGGAGGAACAUGUGCAACCGUACACUGCCAAAAUGCUUAUGGUGAGAUCCCUGGUUGAGCAGAUGAUUCCAGCAUUCUGUAGCCUCUUCAUGGGACCUUGGUCAGAUAAAUUUGGCCGGAAGCCUUUGCUGUAUGCAUCCUUUACAGGGUAUAUUUGCGUGUAUUUUCUUCUUGCUGGGAUUUCUUUUGCCUCCACAAAGUUCACCCUCAAUCCCUGGCUCUUCAUGUUUGCCUAUGCUCCAGUGAUGUUCUCAGGUGGAACAUGUGCUCUGAUCACAGGCAUUUUCUGCAAUGUUAAUGAUGUGACCACGGAGAAGAACAGAGCCAUUAGAAUGGGAAUUACUGAGGGUGUACUAUUUGCUGGAAUCUUUGUUGGUUCCAUCUCUAGCAGUUACAUCCUCCAGUGGACUAAUUCUUCUACAGUAUUCGCCAUAUCUGGCUUAUCUUGCCUCCUGGGACUCCUCUAUAUCUGGCUGUGUGUCUCUGAAACGGUUGAUUGCGGUGAAUUCGAAGGGUCAAAAUUCCGAGAGCUCUUUCGUUUCGAUCUUGUCUGUGAUAUGGUGAAGACAUCUUUUACUCCACGUCCUGACAAUCGCCGGGCUAUCAUCUGGCUAACGCUAUCUGGGCUGGUGCUGUCUUUAGCUCUCAUGGAGGGUAAUAUGACAGUAUUCUUUCUGUUUACUCGUGCCAAAUUUGGCUGGACCAUUCGCGAGUAUACAAUUUACGAGUCCGUGAGCCUUGUUGUGCAAAUGGUGGGCUCUCUUUUAGCCCUGACAAUACUCAAGAAAUUCUUUAACGUGUCAGACUCUAUGCUAACAGCACUGGCCUUUGGGAGCGACUGCCUGCAGAAUGUUGCCAGGACUCUUGCCAAUACACCAAGAGAUUUGUACAUUGGAGUAGGUUUGGGGGUGAUGAAGAGCAUUUCGGGACCUAUGGGAAGAUCUGUGGUGUCUAAUGUGACUCCUCAGGAUGAGAUUGGAAAGAUUUUCUCACUUGUAACAGCUCUGGAGUCAAUCUCACCACUUGGAUCAGCUCCUCUCUACACUAUCAUUUACAGUAACACCAUUGAUACCUUCCCAUCGGCUUUCAAUGCCGUCAGCACUGGUGGGACUUUUCUGUGCUUCAUCUGGAUGCUGAUAGCCUAUGUCCUCGAGAAGGGACUUCCCCGAGUGCCUUACAACAAUCUCCAGGAAACUUGAUAUUGGCCUCUAUCUGUGAUCUACUUAAUUCCUAAGUACAAUAUUUGUACCAAAAGUACUCUUCCGGAAGUAUUUCGGGGGUACUGUAAAAUCUAUAGAGAGGCUCAAAGUCUCGACCAAAUAUAUGAAUUUGUAUCGCA